AUGGGAUCGCUCGCGGCCUCAUUCGCCGGCAGACGCCCUGCGUGCGCCCGCUUUGCGGUGAGGGAAGAGACCGGUGCGGCCCGAGAGGCGAGGGGGAGCGGGCGCCGCCGCGCUGUGGGAGACUUGUGCGGCUGGAGAGGUUACGCGGACCACGGCGAGGGCCGCUGGAACGCGCUGGCGCGGGCCGCCGGCCUGAGGCGCACGGGGAAGAGCUGCCGGCUGCGGUGGCUGAACUACCUCCGCCCCGACGUGAAGCGCGGCAACUUCACCGCCGACGAGCAGCUCCUCAUCCUCGACCUCCACUCUCGCUGGGGCAACCGGUGGUCGAAGAUCGCGCAGCACCUCCCGGGUCGGACGGACAACGAGAUCAAGAACUACUGGAGGACCAGGGUGCAGAAGCACGCGAAGCAGCUCAACUGCGACGUCGGCAGCGCCACCUUCAAGGAUGCCAUGAGGUACCUCUGGAUGCCUCGCCUCGUCGAGCGCAUCCACGCCGCCGCCGGCGAUCCCACAAUCGGCGACACCUCGUGCGCGUCAGGAGUCAGGUCGAUGGCUACCACCGCCGCCACGGCCACCACAUAUCCCGAGAACAACUCUGCCGCCAGCGCGGUCACCACCAGCAGGUCGGCAUCGUCGGGUUCCUUCACGUCGGAGCUCUGCGGCGAGGAGAAGAACCUGCAUGUCCAUGGCAGCGGCGAGAAGACAACGAGCGGAGGGGACUGGAUGCAGGAAGCGGACCAAGAGUUCUGGGCCAUGCAUAUGCAGAUCCAGCCUGAGGACGGUGGCCUUUUCCACGUCGACCACGAGCUUAGCGGAUGGGUGCAGGGCUUCUCCGACGUCGGCGUUUCGGCUGACAAUCUCUGGAGCCUCGAGGACAUAUGGAAGAUGCAAUGA
This is a messenger RNA of Triticum turgidum subsp. durum (durum wheat), 894 nucleotides long. Lineage: Eukaryota; Viridiplantae; Streptophyta; Magnoliopsida; Poales; Poaceae. The record is from the annotation of a GenBank genome assembly.